GUGAGAGCAUCGCUGGCUGAAACAGACAACAUGUAAAGGCAGCAUGAAGGACGGCACGGCUCUAGCAGGCUCACAGCAGGUGCGAUAGGUGAAGCUGCACAUCACGGAGUACAGGCUGCUGCUCCACCAUGUCCACCGCAUCCGAUCAACUCACCGGCGAGACGGCUGUGUUGAUUUUGAAUCACACUGAAUGGAGAGCAUCUAAGUUAUUUUAAGAUGACACGAACGCAUCCCCCUGAUAUACUGGCAUCGACUCUAUAUCGGGACUUUACUCUAAAUCCCCUUACUGACCACUCCAUUUCUCUCCACUCCUCCCGGCAAUGUGACUUGAAAAUGAUCGACAAACCAGAAAUCAUCAACAAAAGACACUGCCGUAGCUUCGACUUCAUUGAGUCACUGGAUGACCCGCAGUCCUUCUCUUCCUCAAUGGAGUACCCUUACAAGAGGGCUGAGCAUCAGACAUUAAACAAAGAUCUAAUGUGGAAUGGACUAGAUCAGCCGGGUCACCUUCGCUUUUCGUCUCCUGAUCUGUUCAACACCAGGCAGUUCCAGCAGCACACCACCCAGGACAAAACCACCCAUCUUACAUGGUCAGAUUCUAAAAAGAGAACAAGAUCUAAAAGCACUCCAAGAAUUAAGGCCACCCUCACUCCUGUGCCCAUCUCAGUAUCUCCUCCAGGAGCCAGAAAGGGCAGGGAUGCGCCUCAAACUGCGUCAGAUACCUUGAGGACUUCUGAAACACAUCGAGAAUCCUACUCAAACAGGGCUUUUUUGAAUGAUGUGCAUCCUAUCAAACUGCAGCCUCAUUCUCCCCUCUAUGUCUCAGACUGUUUUGAGGAGGAUAAACCAGAUAAACCAGCCCUAACCCCUCAUGUUAGGUGCCGUGUGGACAUUAAACCAGAUGCGGCUGUACUGCAGCAUACAUCUAGGCAGGUUCCCAAUGUACGACCCGAGCAUCUUUGGCAGAGAUACUCCCAGGCCAGUAGCAGUAGAGGUUUGUAUGUACCACGACAGAUUGUCUCCUCACCAACGCCCACUCCAAGUGAAUGCUACAGUGGCGAUUUUAGACAAGGAUACCACUAUACCACCAGCAUGUCUCCCAUCUCUUACCAGCAUCUAGACAUGCACAGAAUGCCAUCACCAACAGCACCAUAUCUGAGCCAAGAACAAAGAGCUUACUCAAAUCCUAACAUACCAACCAAGUUUUUCUAUACAGAGGACCCUGUUCGGUAUCCAGUCCAUCCCUAUUCUAGAACAUACUUUCAGGAUGAUCGGUCCAGUUUAACCAGCCAUGGUAGUACAAUGACUAGUCAGUAUGAUCCAAGGACUCGUUGGGUGCACACCCUUCCUGUCAGGUCGUAUUACACAGACCAUCUUUCCAACAGAGAGCCAGCACACUCUGUCUAUAGUAGGCCUUACUCCACAAGUGAGGCAGGUUCAUACUUUUCGCAAUCUCCACUGUCUAGAUUGUACUAUGGAGAGGACAACCGCUUCAAUCCUUACCACACGAGUAACUCAAGGUUGUUUUACCCCAAACCGUACAGCUCUCCUGAGGAGCAGUACCUUCCAUCAAGGCCAUAUCAUACAGAGGGUCGCAGACGCCCUCGCAUGUCCCAGGCCUUUUCAGAUGACUGGUAUCGCUCAAGUAUAUCUGGUUACUCUAACCAGUCCUCUCAGCACACACCACUAAGAGUAAGACAAGACCCCACUAUACCCCCUUGGUUUACUAACAGCUGUGUGGAAACAAGUCGACUAGGAGCAGAGGUCAAAAACCACUCCAAGUCUUGGGACAAUAUUCUAUAUCCACGGCAUGACAGAGAGCAAUCGGUGCCUCGUGGACGAAGCUAUGAAAACCUGUUUUACCAAGCAAGGCAUGGAGCAUCCUCUGAUGUUACAUCUCAACCUGUUAUACUUAACCUGUCAAGUUCACCAAGGCGCUACGCUGCCCUUUCGCUCUCUGAAAACUCAUUAGAGAGGGGCUCAAGCAAUCCGUGGAGGAAUACCAAGAGUGGGCACUGGUUUGUAACUCCUGAGAUCACCAUAACGGAUAAUGACAUAUGCGCCGGCAACAGUAAACGCCGGGAUGUGCACUCUGUCAGCUGGGAUAUGCCGGAUGGUGAAAAGACACCAUCUCCGAGAGUAAUGCAUCAAAAGCAACCAUCCAACACAUCGGACAUAACCAAAGACAGGAAACACAACAACUUCUCCCUCCAGCAGAGUCUAGAGCAACUGGACGAACUCUUAGCGGAUUUGGUUGUUGAUUACAAACCACCAACUAGCAGAAAGUCAAGUGAAAACCUUCUAGACCAGCUAAAACAACUAAUUACUGAAGAUGAUGACAAAGACAGAGGAUCUUCUGGACUUGAAAACUUGGGAUGUCUGAACGCACAGCUCCCUUCCUCUAAAUCCAGUCCAGACACAAUCAAAGACCCUGAUAGUGGGUGUGAUGCUUUACAAAGGAGUGCUGAAGAAUGUUCUCCAGACCACAGCACAGAUGAAGAUGACACUAUGGUGUGUGCUAACAAGAAGUGCAACCGGAUUGAGAGUAUGUUCAAUGCCUGCUUGUACUUCAAAUCAUGUCACAGUUGCUACACAUUUUACUGCUCACGUAACUGUCGCAGGGAUGACUGGGAGACCCAUAAAGAGACCUGUCUGUAUGGUCGUGUGAACAGUGUGUGUCGACACACUCUUAAGUUUUGCAGAGAGAAUUCAGAGAUCCACAAAGCCUUCUCUCGCGUUGCUAAAGCUGGCUACCUCUCCAGAGGGAGAGGCAUUCUUUUUCUGGGUUUUGCUAAUCCAGAGACAGCUGAAAACUUUCUGGAAGUUGGGCUCGAGAGCCUCCUCAUGUCUCCCACAUACUUAUCUCUCAGAGAGCUGGAUGGCUUCAAGGACAACCUAGGUGAAUACUGCAAGGAACUGCAGCUAGCAGGCAACGAGUAUGACCCCAAUGAAUGUUUCCUUCUGAAUGUAUCCGUAGCUGUUGGUGAACUAGUGCCUAACAGACCUUCACCAAGAGUCCAAACACCAACAGUUCGAAAAUAUGCAAAGGUGUCCUUGGCCUCUUCAAGUCCUGACAAAAAGGUACUCAAGAAGGAUAGUGAAAUGGAAACUCUCAUCCUCACUCCGCCUCCAGGCACACCAGACAUUGACAAGGAGGGGGAGGAAGGAAGAAAAGCCAGAGAGGUGUGCUUUGUCAACAUCCAGCGUGAGCUCAGGACCAGGGGAGUCUUCCUUCGUCACGAGUACCCCAAAAUCUAUAAUCAGCUGUGUGAGUUUGUGGAGAGCAACAAAGGGUUCACUCCAACCACAAUUUACCCAAUAGAUAAGAGAACAGGGAAACAGUUCAUGUGCAUGAUCAUGGCUGCAUCUGAGCCAAGAACACUGGACUGGGUGGGUACUCCUCAUCUCUUGGAUGAUAUUAUAUAGUAUAGCACUAAAUAGUAAUUAUAAUGAUGUCAACUACACUAAAUGUACAUACUGUAAAUACAUGGUGUGGUUUAGCAAAUUGAACAUUGGUAUGGAAAUUUGUGUAUAUAUGUGACCAAUCUCUUUCUCUCUCUCUUUCUCUUAUUUCUCUCUGUUGCCACACACACACACACAC
Molecule: messenger RNA, 3601 nt
Organism: Micropterus dolomieu (smallmouth bass)
Lineage: Eukaryota; Metazoa; Chordata; Actinopteri; Centrarchiformes; Centrarchidae
Product: un-named hu7912
Exons: 2
Coding region: 217-3426 (1069 amino acids)
Biological process (GO): cell-cell junction organization
Cellular component (GO): plasma membrane; apical junction complex
Source: RefSeq, a predicted model, not a curated record